Molecule: messenger RNA, 2017 nt
Organism: Pelobates fuscus (common spadefoot toad)
Lineage: Eukaryota; Metazoa; Chordata; Amphibia; Anura; Pelobatidae
Product: potassium channel subfamily K member 16-like
Exons: 5
Coding region: 141-1097 (318 amino acids)
Biological process (GO): stabilization of membrane potential; potassium ion transmembrane transport
Cellular component (GO): plasma membrane
Molecular function (GO): outward rectifier potassium channel activity; potassium ion leak channel activity
Source: RefSeq, a predicted model, not a curated record
UCGAGUGAUCUUCCAAGUCAGACAGACCAACCCCACAGAAAGAAAGUUUCCGGCUCCCAAGCACUCCCAAGACAUUUGUGUUCUAUUCACAAAGAGAGAGUGUGUUUAAGAAGACUGUAAAGCAAGCUAUUGCUAACAAUAUGGCGUGUAUGGAUAUACUAAAGAGUGUCCUUCUGGCUGUGAUAUUUGUCAUAUAUCUGGUGUUUGGGGCAUUUGUUUUCCAAAGACUGGAGAAGGAAGCAGAAGAUACUGCAAAGUCCAACACAUAUCUACACAGACUGGAUUUCCUGAAAAACUACACGUGUCUAACCCAUGACGCCUUGGAUCAACUAGUUAACGUUAUUGGAGAUGCAGUUAAACAAGGGAUAAACCCAUUGGCCAAUUCAACCGAAAACAGUCAAACGAACUGGGAUUUCAGCAGUUCAUUUUUCCUGUCUGGGACCGUGGUAACAACGAUAGGAUAUGGCACGAUAGCCCCCCGAACGGCAGGUGGCCAGAUCUUCUGCGUGUUUUAUGCCUUGUUUGGGAUUCCAUUAAAUGUAAUUGUUCUAAGUCAAGUUGGUCAAAAUCUGUCCACGUGGUGCAAAAAGUUGGGAAAAUGCUUAUUUAGCAGAGGAGUGAAAAAGAAAACGGCAAAAAUUCUGACAAUAAUAUUUUUUCUGGUGAUUGGAAGUAUUGUCUUUAUAACGAUACCUCCUUUAAUUUUUUCAUUUACCGAAGGCUGGAGUUACCAGGAAGGCAUUUACUACGCGUUUAUUUCACUCAGUACGAUUGGCUUUGGUGACUAUGUAGUUGGUUAUGAGUCAGAUAGCCACCGCAUGUUUCCAUUCUUUCGUGUGUUGGUGUGCUUUUGGAUAAUGUUCGGAUUGGCAUGGCUUUCACUUCUCAUUAAUUUAUUGACUUCAUUGUUUGAGGAUACAGAAAAGAAGAUAGUAAAAAAUUUGCACAAAAAGGUAAAACAGCACAGAGCGCAUGAAGAGACCCACUUGGAACCAGUCCACACAGAUCCGGAGGACGCCAAGGUCUUGAUAAUGGAUAAAGGAAAGAGUUCCAGCAGGAGAUCGAAUAUGAGUGACAAUGACACCAGUGAGGUGUAGAGCUUAAACAAAUAUCUCUAUUCUUUAUCUGAACUCCACACAAAAUACAAUUCACAGGAAGUUUUAUUUUAACAACUGUAACAUUUCCUGCAUUGUAUCUCGUUACCUGUACAUCAUUGUUGAUGAAUCUCACCUUGGGAGAGGAAAGGAUUGAAGAAUGGUAUCAGAGUCAGUAUGUCUGUAGGAACAAUCUAGGUGAUCUGGGUUUUCACUAAACAGUGAAUUAUGAUUUACAAAAAUAUAUAUCUGAAAAAUUAAAGUGGACCUGCCACUUGCGGGGUGUCUGCAUGUGACAUGUUAGGUAGAUAAUGGUGCCGGGGGUGGAGUGAGGACCAUGUUUGGGGAUAUACUCACCUGAAGUUCUCCUUUUUAGUGUUACCAUAGAUUUCUACUGAACAUCACGUAAAAAGGUGCUAGAACAUAUAGAUUUUAUUUAAAAAAUCAAUUAUGGUCUUUCCCCCAACCUUUCAUUCAAUUCUUUGUCAUAGACCUCUAUGCUGAUGAACUCAGUGACAGGACAGCAGAAAACCUAGGUGGGCUUUCUUGCUCUCGGACUCGGCUAUUCCCCCUGAAAAUCUUUGUCUUUGUUACUGGUAGAAUAUAGGAAUGGAGUGACUGAUGUUACUCAGCUCAGUGCUCUUAUACCGGCAGUAACACCAGUGUGUUGAUGUCAUGAAGUAUCGCUCUUCUGCCGUUCUGUUUGCUUGUGCGAUGUUGUUGAGUGACUUUGCACAUGUGUGCUUUGUUAGAGGCAUUGCGCCGCUUGCAUUUGCCAAUUGCGUUCCACCUACAGCUUUGUCGUUUAUUAUUUUGGCUCCAUGCUCUAUUGCCUGCUCCUAUUGACUGCCACGAUUGGAAAUAUAGGGUAAGUAGUUAUUAAUACUAAUUGUUUUUUUGUAUAUUGUGUAUAUAUAUCCCUG